AGCGCUCGCAGGAGAGGCGCGACAGAUUCGGGAUUUUAUUUCCACUCAAGAAAUAGGAGGAUGGUGAUCAGCUGUAGCAUUAUUUUUCGGUAGUGGGGUUAACCACUUGGCGAUAUGGCAGCAUAAAGUACAAGAACAAAGAAAUUUGCUUGCACAUUUAGAUACGUACAAAAUGUUGUGUGCUGGGAAAAAAUCUUACUUUGCUGCUGCUGUGUGCAUUAUUACUGUAACUUCAAUGCUCACAGUUUCUUAUGUGAGGUUACAGACAUUUUCUCAUCAGCCAAAAGUAAUUCAAGAAGGUAGAAGAUGUAGAGGGAAAAUUGCCAAUAGCACAAUAACAGCACUAAAAGGUAAUAAAACUUUUAUUAUAUCCCCAUACUUUGAUGACAGAGAAAGCAAAGUCACUCGUCUGAUUGGGAUUGUUCACCAUGAUGAUGUAAAACAACUGUACUGCUGGUUCUGCUGUCAGCCCAAAGGAAAGAUAUAUGUAUCAAAAGCAAAAAUUGAUGUUCACUCAGAUAGAUUUGGAUUCCCUUAUGGUGCAGCAGAUAUAGUUUGUUUGGAACCUGAAAAUUGUGAUCCAACACAUGUAUCAAUUCAUCAAUUUCCACAUGGAAAUAUCGACCAGCUGCCAAGGUUUGAAAUUAAAAACCGCAAGGCUGAGACCUUUUCUGUUGACUUCACUGUGUGCAUUUCUACCAUGUUUGGAAACUACAACAAUGUCUUGCAGUUUAUACAGAGUAUGGAAAUGUACAAGAUUCUUGGAGUACAGAAAGUGGUGAUCUAUAAAAACAACUGCAGCCAUCUGAUGGAGAAAGUCUUGAAGUUUUAUAUAGAAGAAGGUACUGUUGAGAUAAUUCCCUGGCCAAUAAACUCACACCUCAGGGUUUCUUCUAAAUGGCACUUCAUGCAAGAUGGAAUGCAUAUUGGCUAUUAUGGACAAAUCACAGCUCUAAAUGACUGUGUAUACCGUAACAUGGAAAGGAGCAAGUUUGUGGUCCUUAAUGAUGCUGAUGAAAUAAUUCUUCCCCUUAAACACCCAGACUGGAAAACAAUGAUGAACAGUCUUCAGGAACAAAACCCGGGGACUAGUGUUUUUCUCUUUGAGAACCAUAUCUUCCCAGAAACCGUAUCUUCUCACAUGUUCAACAUUUCAUCUUGGAAUGCUGUGCCAGGUGUUAACAUAUUACAGCAUGUAUACAGAGAGCCUGACAGGAAAGAUGUAAUCAAUCCCAGGAAAAUGAUAGUUGAUCCACGAAAGGUGAUUCAGACUUCAGUCCAUUCUGUCCUACAUGCUUAUGGGAACAGUGUGAAUGUUCCCAUGGAUGUUGCCCUCAUUUACCACUGUCGUAAGGCCCUUCAAAGAGACCUUCCCAGAAAAUCUCUCAUCAGGGAUACAACACUGUGGAGAUACAACUCAUCAUUAAUCAUGAAUGUUAACAAAGUGCUAUCUCAAACCAUGCUGCGACCUCAAAAGUGAAGCCUCGGUUAUAAGGAGUGAAAAUGGAACGCUUACCUCUAUUGUGGGAAGACAGAGGACAUAACUUAAAGAUCACAUGAAAUUGAUUUCCACAUGGAGUUUACAU
Messenger RNA from Sturnus vulgaris (Common starling), 1586 nucleotides. RefSeq lists its product as uncharacterized. The record is from RefSeq and is a predicted model, not a curated record. Gene Ontology annotation, molecular function: glycosyltransferase activity. Gene Ontology annotation, cellular component: cytoplasm. Lineage: Eukaryota; Metazoa; Chordata; Aves; Passeriformes; Sturnidae.